AUGCUGCACGGUGCGGAAACUGGACUUGCUGAACAGCAUGCGCAGCAGCUGGCUGCUUCGGGGUCCUAUACUUAUAUCUCGCCUUACAACGACGCCGAUGUUAUCGCUGGACAAGGAACAAUUGGACUCGAAAUACUCGAGCAGAUUGAUGAGGUCGAUAAUAUCUUUAUUUCUAUGGGUGGCGGUGGACUCCUCAGCGGCAUCGGGUCCGUUCUCAAAGCUUUCCGUCCACAAACGAAUAUUUAUGGAGUUUCCGCCAGCAAUUCCAAAGCUUUGGCAGCCUCUCUAGCUGCCGGUCAUGUUGUUGAAACAGAUCAUCUCCCUACGCUGGCCGAUGCUGUGGCGGGAGGUAUUGAUAAAGAUACGAUAACAUUUUCCCUGGCAAAAUCGGUCGUGGAUUUUGUUCUUGAGUGCGACGAGGAAGAGAUUUUGAGCUCUGUGAAGGAUCUUGCUGCUCGAGAAAAUGUGAUCGCUGAGGGCUCUGCGGCACUUGCUCUCGCCGGGUUCAAUAAAGUUGCUGAUAAACUGACCGGCCAAACCAGCGUCAUCAUUCUGUGUGGUGGGAAUGUUGAUCAUGAUUUCAUCGCAAAGGUAGUAUCCAGCGUUUAA
This is a messenger RNA of Penicillium brasilianum, 609 nucleotides long. Lineage: Eukaryota; Fungi; Ascomycota; Eurotiomycetes; Eurotiales; Aspergillaceae. The record is from the annotation of a GenBank genome assembly.